Anastrepha ludens (Mexican fruit fly) is the source of this 997-nucleotide messenger RNA. Its product is annotated as E3 SUMO-protein ligase ZBED1-like. Gene Ontology annotation, molecular function: DNA binding. NCBI's taxonomy places the organism in Eukaryota, Metazoa, Arthropoda, Insecta, Diptera, Tephritidae. The record is from RefSeq and is a predicted model, not a curated record. Bases 56 to 997 code for a protein of 313 amino acids. The transcript has 2 exons.
GUAAAAGCUAGAGCGUUAUUUUUGGAGUUUUUGGUGUUGGCAGGCAGUGGUUAUAAUGCAUAAAUAUCUUAGAGCUUCAAAUGGGCAAGGUUGUAGUGCGGCAACCAUUGAAGAAAAAGAGCAAGAGGAAGAGCCGCAAGCCAAAAAGGCGCGAUAUGGUCAGUCCAAUGUGUGGAAUUUUUUUAAUAAGUCCUCGGAUGGCAAGACUGCCAAAUGUUUAAAAUGUGGUAAAAUUUAUCAAACCAGCGGAAACACCACCAACAUGGCGGGACAUUUAAAGCGGGUACACCCAACGUUAACGGUGAGUGAGUUGCCAAAGGCUUCAGGACAUAUGGCGGCUUAUUUGGAUAAAAAAUAUGAAGCCUCAUCGAAACGGAAGAGAGAUUUGGACAGCGCAUUGUUAAAUUUCAUUUGCUCCGAUUUACGUCCAUUUUACAUUGUAGAAAACGAGGGAUUUAAGCAAUUUGUAAAUGCUUUGGAUCCCCGAUACGAAUUGCCUUCACGAUCAACAUUGCUUUCAACAUGUUAUAAUAAUUUAUUCAUGAACAUGAGAAUGAAACUGAAAAGCAUUUUGCAAGAAGUGGAAUAUUGCGCUGUGACAACCGACUGUUGGACAUCUCGAGCCAACGAGGCUUAUUUGACCGUAAUUUGCCAUUUUAUAGAUCCAGAAUUUAAACUUCGCACAGCAGUACUUUCGACUAGUAAGUUACAGAAUGAGAAAAAUCAUUCUGCAGAAAACAUUGCGAACUCUCUAUGUGCAGUGCUAAUUGAAUGGGAAGUUAUGGACAAAGUUGCAGCCAUUGUUACCGAUAGCGCAAGAACAAUGAUAAAAGCAUGUGAGAUAUUGCAAAAAAGACAUGUGCCAUGCUUUGCGCAUGUUAUUAAUUUAAUAGUUCAACAAUGCCUGAAUCAAGAGAAAAUAAAAGUUAUUAUGGGGAAAUGCAAAAGUAUUGUGGGAUUUUUUAAGAAAAGCACAGUAGCUUACGCCAAGUUUUAA